Messenger RNA from Contarinia nasturtii (swede midge), 4809 nucleotides. It is a transcript of the gene ninaC, whose product is annotated as neither inactivation nor afterpotential protein C. The record is from RefSeq and is a predicted model, not a curated record. Bases 268 to 4704 code for a protein of 1478 amino acids. Gene Ontology annotation, cellular component: myosin complex. The transcript has 22 exons. Gene Ontology annotation, biological process: protein phosphorylation. Lineage: Eukaryota; Metazoa; Arthropoda; Insecta; Diptera; Cecidomyiidae. Gene Ontology annotation, molecular function: protein binding; cytoskeletal motor activity; ATP binding.
CACCAGACUCAGUCAGAUUAAAAAAAGAAGAAAUUUUGAAUACACAAGUACUGAAGAUUUGAAUUUGUUUGAAAUAUUUGAAAAUCGUCUACAUUCGAAAAGGUUUUAAAAGAUUGAUUAAAGUGCAAAUACAAUUAAGUCGUCUGUACUAACCAUUUGGUAGGACAAUAACAGAAAUCCAUUCAUGUGCAAUAGGUAUAACAUCAAAGUAUUGUGGAGGUUUGAAAAAUUCAAUAAAAUUGGCUUACAUUAAUUAUCAACGUAAAAAUGAUGCACCUCAAAGUGGAUUCACUGCCAGAUCCAACGAAUCGUUUUGAUUUGGGUGAAGAAAUUGCGACUGGCGUUUGGGCAAAAGUUUACAAAGCCAUCGACAAAGAAUCGAAUGGCAAAACGGUCGCUGUUAAAAUUCAGCCGUAUGAUGAUGAUAAACAACAUAUAAUUGACGAUGAAUAUCGUAUUUUACGUGAUUUCUCUGAUCACCCCAACUUUUUGGACUUUUAUGGAGUUUAUCGCAAGCGUGUUACUAGUGGUGGAAGUGAUGAGAUAUGGUUUGUUUUGCAAUACUGCGAUGGUGGGUCGGCUAUUGACUUCAUAAAGCGUCUUCAUUCCGUCAACAGAAGAUUAUCGGAAGAGCAUAUUGCAUAUAUUUUGAGAGAGACCGCAAAAGGCCUGGUUAAAAUGCACAAACAUCAUUUUGUACAUCGUGAUGUUCGUGGAAGUAAUAUUUUGUUAACAUCCGAAGGUGAAGUGAAGUUGGCAGAUUUCGGACUGUCCAAAAGUACUGGCAGCACAUUCGGCAAACGAAGCACUUGCAUUGGUUCACCUUCACACAUGGCACCGGAAAUGUUUGGCACUCCAGCAAAGAAAAACGAAGAACUAUAUAGUAGUCGCGUCGAUGUAUGGGCAUUGGGAAUAACAGCUAUUGAGAUCGGCGAUGGCGCUGCUCCAUUUAUGGAUAUGCAUCCAACACGUGCAAUGUUUCAAAUUGUACGAAACCCACCACCAACUCUUUAUCGUCCAGCCAAUUGGUCACAAAACUACAAUGAUUUCAUCGCUGAGUGUUUAGAGAAAAAUCCAGACAACCGACCAUUCUUAGUGGAAUUACUCGAACAUCCGUUCUUCACUGAGCUGGGUGGUCCUACCGGAAAUGAUCAUUUUCUGUCAUGCGAGAUAAAACAUUUGUUGUCACAAAUUGAUGUCUUGGAUAAACUUCCAAAAGAAGAAAUCUCAAUCAUAGGCGGAUGCAUAAAGAGAUACAAUGUUGAUCCGGAAAAAAUGUUAGUUGAAGAUUUGUGUGCCUUGGACAAAUUGUCUGAAGAAAGGAUAUCGGAUCUCUUGAAGCAAAGAUUGGAAAGAGGCGAUUCGUAUACGUUUGCUGGAGACGUUUUAAUCUCGUUAAAUUCAAACGAAUUGCCGAAAGAGUUUCCACGAUCGGUUCACUCUAAAUACAGUUGUAAAUCUCGAUCGGAUAAUGCACCCCAUAUAUUUGCCGUUGCGGAUAGCGCAUAUCAAGACAUGAGCCAUCAUGAGGAACCUCAACAUAUUUUAUUUGCCGGUGAAAGUUAUGCCGGAAAAACAACACAACUACGACAUGCAGUUGAUCAUUUGUGUUUUUUGGGUAAUGGAAAUCAAAAUUGCAGCGAUCGUGUACGAAAAUCACUCGAUAUAGUUCAUGCCCUCACAAAUGCCGGUACACCGGUAAAUCCAGAUUCAACAAGAUGUGCUUUGCAAACACAGCUUACGUUUGGGACAACUGGUAAACUAAGUGGAGUGAUAUACAACGUAUUCUUAUUGGAAAAGUUGCGAGUAUCGUCAACCGAUAUGGAUCAAUCGAACUUCCAUAUCUUUUAUUACUUUUAUGAUGCUUUGAGUAAAUUAAAUGAACUGGAAACGGUUCAGCUCGAAGCUGGCCAAAAUUAUCGUUAUUUACGAGUUAGAUCCGAACAUUUGGACUGUAAGUUACCAUAUUGUCGUGAUGAUCCGGAGGGCAAUGUUACAAAAUUCCAAGAAUUUGAAGCAAAUCUCAAACUGCUGGAUUUUGAAGACGAACAAAUUCAAUCAAUUCGCAAAAUUUUGGCAGCUAUUUUAAUUUUGGGAAAUGUGAGAUUUACUGAAGAUGGUAAAUAUGCAACAAUCGAAACUACGGAAGAAGUCCAUAAAGUGGCCAGUCUACUUGCUGUUGAUGAGAAAAAAUUUGAAUGGGCUUUGGUGAAUUAUUGCUUGGUUCAGGGAGGCAUGGCUGAAAAACGUAAACAAACAAAAGAUGAAGCUCGAGAUGCACGUGAUGUUCUUGCAGCCACAAUUUAUAGCCGCUUAGUUGACUGGAUUAUCUCGAUUAUUAAUCAAAAAUUUGCCUUUGGCCGGGCAAUUUUUGGUGACAUGCAUAUGAUUUCAUUGAAUGACAUGUUUGGUUUUGAGUGUUUGCCUCGAAAUCACAUCGAACAGUUGAUGAUCAAUUCGUUGAAUGAACAGCUACAAUACCAUUAUAAUCAACGAAUGUUUACAUGGGAGCUAAAUGAGUUGGAGGAAGAAAAUAUACCGCAUUCGGUAUAUAAAUUUCAUAACAAUAAGAACACGGUUGAUCAUUUGAUGUCAAAACCAAACGGUUUGUUCUUCUUUUUGGACGAUGCAACGCGGGAUCGUUUCAAAUACGAGUUCAUCACUGAUACAAUUGGCACUAAUAAAAAUUCUUAUGUGCAAAGAGUAAGUGGACACGAGUUCAGUGUUGCUCAUUACACCGGCAAAGUAACAUAUGAUGCACGCUCGAUGGGUGAUAAAAACCGAGAUUUCUUACCACCAGAUAUGAUGGAAACUUUAAGAAUAUCUUCUGAUGAAAUUGUCAAACUUUUGUUUUUGAAUCCACUUUCAAAAACUGGCAAUUUAACCGUGGCUUACAAUCACCAAAUGCCAGUGAGCAAAGAAGACUCGAAUAAAUCCAAAUGGGGUGCAGCGUUGGUUGCUGAAAAGCAAAAGUCAAAAUUAAAACAAAAGCUAAACACACUAUCACAUGGACAAUACUCUCAAGUACAUAAUAUGCGUACUUUGUCAACAGUUUUCCGAUCGACUUCGUUGGAAAUAUUGAAAGGAUUAUCAAUUGGUGGAAGUAGUGGAAAUACUCACUUUGUCCGGUGCAUUCGACCAACAUUAGAUUAUAAACCAAGAGCUUAUCAUAAUGACAUGGUAUUUCAACAAAUUCGUGCAUUGCAAAUUCAUGAUACAGCUAUAGCUCGACAAAAAGGUUUUCCACAGCGUGUUUGCUUCCAGGAAUUUAUGAGAAGAUACAAGUUCUUGGCAUUUGAAUUUGACGAAAAUGUUGAUAUGACAAAAGAUAACUGCAGAUUGCUGUUGAUUCGAUUGAAAAUGGAAGGCUGGGCGAUUGGAAAGACAAAAGUUUUCUUGAAAUACUAUAACGUUGAAUAUCUAUCACGGUUAUACGAAACUCAAGUAAAAAAGAUCAUCAAGGUGCAAUCAAUGAUGCGUGCAUUUUUGGCAAAACGAAAUGUGGCGAGCAAAUUGAAGACAUUCCGUCAAGAAUCGAUUCAAAAAGAGGCAAAAGUUAGUGAUCAUCAUUUAUCCGACGCUGACGCAGCACUUGCUAUACAAAAAGCUUAUCGAGGCUAUAGAGUACGUCAGACAUAUGGUCCUCUAUUGAAUGCGCGCACCGGUAAAAUCGAUUUUGAAACAUCCAAAUUCAUUCGACCUUUUGCAAAGCGUUGGAAAGUCAAAUCAAUAUUCCAAAUACUUUUACUUUAUCGUUCGGCACGUUAUCAGGAUUUAGUAAAUCUAACGCAACAGAUUCAUUUGUAUAAUCAAGCUGCUGUGGCAAACAUAAGGCAAUAUAAUGAAUGCAUGGAAUUGGAAAAAGUUGACCCAAGAGAGUCAAAUCCAGCUUUAUUGGGAACAGUACGUCAACCUGUUCGAAAACUACCAUUUCGCUUGGAUGAGAUACCAUUUUAUGAUACAAAUUACAUGUGCGAUCCGACAACCGGUCAAUCAUUAGAUCUGGGCGAUGAGUCAGACCAAGAAGAUUGGGAUGCUCCAUUGCGGCGCACUGUUAACAUCUCAAGUCAUAUUAUCAAUGCAUCUAGUAUAUCACCUGGCCACAGUGCAAACAAAUACCAAAGAAUUAUUCCCGGAGAUGAAGUGUCUCGUCAUUUUUCAUCUCCCAUGCGUCCAGCUGUAUACAAAAGCCGUGCAACAUCGCCAACUCCACGAAACCCAAUCAUACGUUAUGAAGCCCCCGAACGUUCAGCAAUUAAUGCAGAUUUGAGUGCCGUUAAAGGAAAAUUGAAUCCAGUCAAAGAAUUACAAUUGUUGGCCCGGCAGAAUUCAGCAAAUGAUGAGAAUAAUGAGGACGCACCGCCGUUCAAUUUCCAAGGGAUGUUACGAAAAACACAACACCAACGCGCAUCGAUGAAACGAAAUAAAGAGAAUGGAAAUGACGGCGACAAUUCACCUACCAAUGGAAAUAUUGUUUAUUCAUCCGCUUCGUCCGCAAAGGUAAACUUUGACUUUGAUGAAAAUGAUAAUAUACCACCACCGGUGGCGCCACGUGUGAAAGCUCCAGUUCCAUCCGAACGAAAAUUAUGUUUUGGUGAAAGCACUCUUCUCGGCGGCGACGAUGCUCUUCAUAACAUUGGAACGUACGUUAGUGAAGAAAUUCAUCCUGGAAUCAUGCUUGAAGGAUACGCGAUCGAAUUUUAAAUUAUUUUAUCUUCUUCAUGUCUUAUACAUGAUAAUUUAUACCUAUUGUUUAUGUAUUGUUUAAAUAAAUGUGCUAUAUUGAGUACACACACAAAAAUACUACAA